Bipolaris maydis ATCC 48331 is the source of this 2081-nucleotide messenger RNA. RefSeq lists its product as uncharacterized. Gene Ontology annotation, molecular function: protein binding. NCBI's taxonomy places the organism in Eukaryota, Fungi, Ascomycota, Dothideomycetes, Pleosporales, Pleosporaceae. The record is from RefSeq and is a predicted model, not a curated record.
UUCAUCCCAUUUGCUGCAACAUCCAGGAAAUGAUCCAAAAUGGCACGCAUAGUCCAGGAUUCAGACGAUGAGCUGGAUGAAGACCUCGAGGCCGACCUACCACCAUCGCAGCCGCCAGACGCCUCCGAUCCGCCUAAUCGUACUAGCAAAGAAUCAUUGCCCAUCCAUCUGCAGCCCUUGCCUAGCCAAGAUGAACUGCAAUCUUCGGUUUCCUUACCAGAGCAUCCAAACAAGAGAAGGAAGACGGAGUCUCCCGGCCAACUUGUAAACAGCCAUGGACCUGGGAAUUUCGACGAAGCUAUCUGGCAAUUAGAAGGCACCAUGCGCAACGAUUAUGCUGACCAUGAGCCCGUCAUGCCUGGUGAACCAUCAAGUACCAUACCAAACGCCACCAUGACGCAACAGCGUGUCUUGGAAGCUGUCAAUGCCUCAAUAAUGCUGGGACAGGAGUCCGAAAAUGGGGACAUUCGCCAUCAUCUUCCACCAGGACCAUCAGUACCUUGGUCGGAUCUGAUGAGGUUCACACCUGCAGAAGAAACCGAACAGACUGGAUCCCCAUGUUGUGAACCACCGCUUCACACCUCAUUGGAUACAUCUGUUGUGCCUACGCAGAAAAGUUCUGGAUGGCCAGCAACGCAGCAGAGCAAAUGUACAUCCUCAUCUCAACCGAAUCAAAGUCUAUCGAAGAAUGAUUGUUUUUCUUCUGAGGGACAUCCCGCAAAUGGUGAACUAGUAGUAUUGAAGACGAACACCCCACUGGUAUUCAUGAAAAGUCAGACCUCCCGACCAGAAUCCGAUAUCAAUGGUCAAGUGGAAGCAAAGAUAUCGCCCCGCCAACCCCAGAGCGGGCUGCCUCCAAGCUCUGAUGACGAAUUGUCUGCAGUUGGACUCCCCGAAGAGCGAUACAAGCCAAGGCCCAGUCGCUCAAGGUCACUCAGGGUAGAUACUGAAGAGCCAAUUAACUACUCUAUCCGACCUGAGAAAGCUACAAAGCUCAGCAAACGUCGAAGAACAACGGCUGACAUGCGCGCUACCAACGCAAUCACGACUCCCGAGAAAGUGCGGCAAAUAUGCGAUAUGGGCUUCACACCUUCGAUGACUGUCAGAGCUCUGAGACGUAACAACGGUGACGUUAUGCAAACUGUCGAUUGGCUAGUUACUAGCAAUAUCGGCCAUGACGAGCUGGCGCCACAAAGUCCACCUAAGCCGAUGCCAAAAUCAAGAGAAAAGGGCGAGCCUGAUGUAGUGCAGACUGUCCAAGGCAUAAUACGCAAUCGGGAUGAGUAUCGUGGAGAUGAUUGUGAGACUGCGCAACAUGAUCAGCCAGCAGGACUUGAUGCAGACAGUUAUAUAACGGAUCUCAUAAAUGUCAAUACUGUUGUGGCGACCUCAAAAUUGAACCAGCACUCAGAGAUGGAUCAGAACAUGAGUCCGACAAAAGUGCAGGUAGUGAUACCAAAGAAGUCGCCCAAAGCUGCCGCUCCACAACUAGAAGAUGGUAUAAAUGGGCCAAGUAAGAUGUCAAAGCGCAAGAAAAUUAUGCUAGAUCAGACUGAAUCCGAAUCAGUCUCAUUGUUAGUUCCUGUACCGGCGCCGGUGAAUGAGAAGAAGAGAGGUCGAGGGCGUCCAAAGAAAACGCCAACCACUUCUGACGCCAUCGAACCCAUUGUACCUCAUGAACAAGAUGCAAAAGAGGAGCAGCUUAGUGAAUCUCUACAAUCAAUAGAACAGUGCCUGGCCACUGAGAAAAUCAGCCCAAGCUCAGACACCACACCAGACGAGCCACAGCUGGUAGAACCAGUGAUCUCCCAGGAUACACAACAGGUCAAGGCUCCAACCAAAUUCAAUUCAGCUCCAACGUCAGAGACACCAGAAAAGUCAACGAAACCCGUAACUCCUUCACCUAUAACUAAAGGCCAGGUGCCGUACCGUAUAGGCCUAAGUAAACGAGCGAGAAUCGCUCCUUUAUUACGUAGUCUAAAGAAAUAAAAAAGGCUAUUAUAAUGUUCUUCUAAAGAGUAAACCUGUUAAAGAUAUAGUUUAUAUUAGUAAGGUUUAUAUAAUAAAACCUAGUAAUAUAU